This is a messenger RNA of Musca domestica (house fly), 2823 nucleotides long. Its product is annotated as myeloid leukemia factor. Gene Ontology annotation, biological process: regulation of DNA-templated transcription. The transcript is spliced from 5 exons. The record is from RefSeq and is a predicted model, not a curated record. The coding region runs from base 212 to 1582 and encodes 456 amino acids. NCBI's taxonomy places the organism in Eukaryota, Metazoa, Arthropoda, Insecta, Diptera, Muscidae. Gene Ontology annotation, cellular component: cytoplasm; nucleus.
AUAUGGCACGAUUGUUGGAAAAUAAUUAGGAAAUCAACGCGAAGACAAACACGACGUUUGAGAGAGCGAAAAAACAGUGAAAAACCCAAGUUAAAACAAACCCCUUCUCGAAACCAAUUACAUUAAAUUGUGAAAAACCUAAACGGCUAAGUGUUUUCUAACAUUGCAAAAGGAAAUCUCGGCGAUAAACCUCAAUAAUUAAACAGACAAAAUGUCGCUAUUCGGCUCAUUAAUGGGUGACUUCGAUGAUGAUAUCUUUGGAAACCACAUGAACGCCAUGAACAUGCAAAUGCGUUCCAUGAACCGUUUGAUGAAUUCAUUGAUGCCCGAUCCAUUCAAUAUGCUGACACCCUUUGAUCCCGGUUUUCAACAGAACGCCUUGAUGGAACGUCAAAAUGGCCCAGCAAUGGGUGGCCUGUUCGGCUUUCCAGCCAUGGGACCAAUGAUGAUGCCCAAUAUGAAUCGUUUGCUGAGUGCAGAUAUUGGUAACAAUGGUGCCUCGUUCUGUUCAAGUUCCGUCAUUACCAUGUCUUCAGGACCCGAUGGAAGACCACAAAUUUAUCAGGCUACCAGCAGUACUAAAACCGGCCCAGGGGGCAUACGUGAAACCCGUCGCACCGUACAAGAUUCCGUCAAUGGUGUCAAGAAAAUGGCCAUUGGUCAUCAUAUUGGUGAGAGGGCUCACAUUAUUGAAAAAGAACAGGACAUACGUUCCGGCCAGCUGGAGGAACGUCAAGAAUUCAUCAAUCUCGAUGAAGAUGAAGCCGAGGAUUUUGAUCGUGAAUUUACCACCAAGGCUAGUGGCGGACGUAUGGGACAACGGGCCAUUGGUGGUGUGCCCGGAGCAGCACCACACCAACAAACUUUAACCAUUGAACCAAUAGACGAUGAUGACGACGAUGAGGUUAUUGAAACUACAGCUGCGGCCGCACAUCACAGUCAUCCACAGCAUAGACCAUCCUCGUCGUCGGGUUCACACAAUCGUAGAUACUUGCCAGCAUUACCUGCACCACCACCACAACACCAACAACAACACCCAUCAUCACAUCAAAAUAGCUCCUCGUCCUCCUCCUCUACUGCUACAACAACAGACGAGUCAAGAAAAUCCACGGACAAUACUUUGCCAUCAUCAUCCAAUAAAUUGAGACAAAUUGACUCCAACGGCCGAUCUUUAAGCCACGGUACCGCCGCUGCCGCCGCCGCUACAUCCACCAGCAACACUACAUCGCCCUAUAUAUCAACAACACCUCGACGUUUGUCCUCUGCCUAUCGCAGUGGCAGCAGCCAUGUUAGUGGUGUCUCACCGCGCCGUCCCCUAAGAACUCCACCAUCAUCGCCAUUGGCCACAACACCAACAAUGCAUAAUCACAGUACCACAACAUCGCCAAGCGUUCAUCCACAUCCCUAUAAUUCUUCAGCGGCCAGGCGUUCACAUCAUCAUCAUCAUAAUCACCACAACCAUCAUCAUCACCGCUCCAAACAUGGCGCCAAGCAUACGAGCAGUUCUCCAGCUCCAGCCGCAGCAGCAGCACCAACAAAUAGUAAUAACAAAUCUUCAGAAGAAUCCAACAAUCAAAACUAAUUCAAAUCGCAGGAAGAAGGCAAAGGGAGAUAUGGCAAGAAGACCUUGGGAGAAUAUGUGGAUUAUCAAUAUUAACAAAAAAAAAAAAAAAAAAAAACCCUUUAGCAUAGUUGUGUAAUGUUUUGUAUGGAACAGCAAACAAAAACAAGCAGCCCCAGAUGAUGGAAUUGGAUUUCGUUUACCUUUCAGUUAUCUCUUUAUUUGUAUGGCAAGACAUCACUUAAGCGUAUAAAAACAAACCCCCCUACCAGAUAAGAUGACCCAAUGCUAAACCCAUAACAAAAAAUAAUAAAGAGAAAUAAAGCAACCAUCCCCCAGAAGAGGAGGUAGAAGAAGAAGAAGAGAAAACAGGCGAACGAACAGCAGUAUCCAGCAUACAUAAUAUGUUUUAUUUUUAAUUACUUUAGAAUUUUAGCUUUAUAAACAAAACAAAAAACGUAUAUAUUUACCAAACCACCCCCUCUCCACUCCCCUCCUACCACCCCCUAUUAAUGUAAUCUCCUUUUUCUCAUUUAAAUCAUAUGUUGCAAAAAACAAGAAAUUUCCAAUCUUAAAACAAUGACCAUUACUACAGACACCUCGUCUCUGUGGAGCAAGUACAACAAGAAAACGAUAUCAAGUUGUGUUGGGUAGGACAGAAUUUAUGGUUAUUUGAAUUCCAUUUUUAAGUAGAAUGCAGUUGAAAACAAACAAAACAAAUGAAUUCUCUUCAUUGGCCUUAUGUUGAUAUUUUUGUUUUUAAUUUUAAUUCCCAUGCCUUUAUAAUUUAAUUUUUUUUUUUGGAUUUCUAAUUGUUCUGGUGGCAAAAUCGGAAAAUUUGUUUAAAUCUUGAAAUUCAAUUUGUAAUAUUCAUUUCAUUUUCUCAGAAGAAUUGUUUAAAUCUUGAAUUUGUGAUUUUCAUUUCCUAUUGUGUUUUUUUUUUUACUUUUUGUAUUUAUCAAAAUAAUUGUCAAUUUUCUUAUAAAUCCUUUUUUUUUAAUUGAAUUCAUAGCGUUAUAUCUUGAAUUUUUUUUGAAUUUAAUUUAUAUUCUUUAUAUUUUUAUGUUUCUUAUUUUUUACCAUUAUUAUUAUUUCCCAUAAGAAAUUUUGAAGAUAUCCCUUCAUUAUUUUUGUUUUUUUCAAAUCUAAUAAUAAUUGAUAUAAAAAACUAGUUUAAAGAAGAAUAAGAAGUCGAAGAAGAAGAAGAAGAAGCAGAAUAAACACCCUAUUCGAUAAAUAUAUCAAUUUAAAUCUAAACGAAA